GUUCUUGGAAUUUUAGAAGAGGCCCAAAAAGGAUCACAGAUCAAUUCAACUCGUAGCGUUUUUUCGGGAGACACACACGACAAUGGACAAAACGAUCGACUGGGCACUGGGGAUUCGUGUUCCUUGCGGUUGGAGAGCAGCAGGCCCUCUUCGAUCGAUGGUUCCCACUGUGGACUUAUUUCGAUCCCAAACCAUUCAAUUCGUCGAGAUUUCACUGUCGAACAACUCGUCCUCUUCUUCUGAGCGAGAAUUUUUAAGCUCUGUUUAGCUAGGCAUCAAAGCAAUGAGCGCUCGAGCCCAUGGAGAAAGAUAUUUUCCCUGGCGAGGGGAGAGAGAGAAAAUCCCGGCCGUUAAUGGUUAAGCAUAUUCGUCAGGCAUAACGCGUGCUAGCCGUCCAUACGGGGAUCAUCGUGGCCGUUGCCCACACUCACACGAUGGCGCUUUUAAGCUAGUGAAGAUCUCUCGCUGGGACGACCAACCGAUCCUCUCUUUGGAUUCCAGCGAGACCCAAGGAAAAGCGAGAGAGAGAGAUCCAUUCCAUAGCAGCAUUUGGACGAUACCAUCGGGGUAAGGAAGGGAUUUUUGAUGCUAGGAGAGAUUCUAGAGGGGAGGAAGAGGAAGAAGAAGAGGAAUGCGGUGCUUCGCCCACAAGAAAUCGCGGCACAAGAAGGCAUCACUGGCGGGGCAGGACGCCUCCGCCAAGAUGAUGCGAACCAUGUCGGCUCCACCCACAUUCCUGGUCACGGAUGACGACCCAAUCCCGCCGCCGCCACCACUGGCUCACCCAUCGCCAUCGCCCUCGCCAUCGCCAUCUCCCAGCGCCAUCGCCAGAAACCCAAGAUCAAAGCCCACCGCCAUCGCGGUGCCCAAGAUCUCCACCAGGAUGGAAGAUGGCUCCACGUCGCCCCUCGUCACUCACUCAGGCCCCAGUGGAUACGCGAGCUUGAGCGGCGUGAGGAGGGAUCCCAUCGUCUUCCGGGGCCAGCCACUGCCGCUGCCCACGCCAGAGUCUUGCGGCCUCUCGCCAGAACCAUCGAGACUCAUGGGCUCCCCGGCGGUGACCAGGGAUUCCACCGCCGCCAGUGAUCACCAUCGCCCCGGCAAGGAGUUCAAGAAAUCGGCAUCCAUGCCACUGCCAAGGCCACCGCCAGUAGCCCACGAGAGGCUGGCCGCCGCGCACAUCACCUUUUGCCCCGAGACCUCGUGCAUUGGCGAGUCCGGCAAUGGCCCGGCUUUCACUUGCACCGUCUCGAUCGAUGCCAAUCCCCGCGGCGGCGGUAGCAGCAAGGACUCCACGCAAGCGGUGCUCGUCCGGCUAUCGGAUACGACAAUGCAGGAUUCCAAGGCUUGGAUCGAGCACGUCAAGGAGAUUGUGUGCCUGCGCGACGCGCACCUCAGCCGGAUCCUGGGAUUCAGCUUCACCACCGACGAGAAGCUGGUGGUUUACGAGAUCCAGGCCAACGGGAGCUUGGACAGGCUCUUGUAUGGCCGGAGCCGCGAUCGGCCGCCGCUCGACUGGGCAACGCGGGUGAGGAUCGCCACCGAUGCUGCGCGGGGGCUCGCGUUUCUUCACGAGCGAUCGCCCACAAAGCUCAUGUACAAGGACUUUAGAACUUUCAACGUGCACGUCGACAAGGAGCUGCGAGCACGACUCAUGGGCUAUGGAUUCACGCAGAGGUUUAUGAAUCCGAGCUCGCUCAUGGUGAGAUCAAAAGUUUUGGCAGAGAGGAUCUUGACAAGAUGUUGCUCUUUGUGCUUGAAGGUGGCGGCCUACGCGGCGCCCGAGCUUCUCCAACGAGGAGCGCAGUCGCUACCAUCGCCCAAGAGCAACGUGUGGAGUUUCGGAGUGGUGCUGCUGGAGAUUCUCACCGGCCGCCAGAACCGGGACGAGAUGUUCGCGGUGGAGGAGCAGGACCUGGUCGGCUGGACGGCGCCGUAUCUAGCCAACGACAAGAAGCUCUUCCUGGUCGUGGAUCCGGAGCUCAAGGGGAUGUUCCCGGCGAGAUCCGUGUCGCUCUUUGCAAAGCUGGCGGCGCAGUGUUUGCAAAGAGACCCGGCGGCGCGGCCCAGCAUGGAUCAAGUUGUCCAGUCCCUGGAGCACGUCCAGGCCGAGCGCGAUCACCACAUCAAAUUGUUCGAUGCCUCGGUGGGGAGUGACAGUCGCAAGCCACUCAUCGAAGCUCUCAGGGAGUGUAGCAGCCCCGGGGCGGCGGUGGCGAUCCAUCCGGCCUUCUCCACCGUCAAUGGCACUCACGUCCAGAAGAAGAUCGUCACCCGGAUCAUCAAAACGCUGUGUUCUUCGCCAGGAACUUUCGACUAGAUUGAGGGA
Selaginella moellendorffii is the source of this 2329-nucleotide messenger RNA. RefSeq names its product probable serine/threonine-protein kinase PBL1. The transcript is spliced from 3 exons. Gene Ontology annotation, molecular function: protein kinase activity; ATP binding. The record is from RefSeq and is a predicted model, not a curated record. The coding region runs from base 632 to 2320 and encodes 562 amino acids. Gene Ontology annotation, biological process: protein phosphorylation. NCBI's taxonomy places the organism in Eukaryota, Viridiplantae, Streptophyta, Lycopodiopsida, Selaginellales, Selaginellaceae.